AUGGCUGCUGUGCCGUCAGAUCUUCCCGCUGCGGCCGCGACCGCCAAUCCUCCCCCAGUCAACGGCGACGCCAAGCCUUCAAGCGAUCUUACGGAGACAACCAAACCAGCAUCCGUACAGGAACCCUCGACAACGGAGCCGGGUCCGGAGACGAACACGGAGAAGAUGACUGGGGCACCUCCACCAAACGGCCAUGCUGUGACAGACGAUCAGAAGAGGACAUCCGCGCCUCCCCCGGCAUUAACCGCCGCUGCUGCCCAGGGAAAUGAGAAACCAUCCGACCAACCGCCUACUACCGGUACGACAACAUGCUCGAGGUCACCGAGAGUAUCGACAACGACCCGCGGGACCUCGCUCGAGAUCGACAACUCGAAACCGGCCGACUUCGAGGGCGAAAUUGCCACCGACAACCACCUUCCUACCCCCGAGACACUUAAGAAGAUCGAGAACUAUGUGGUGCUGGAUAGGCAUGGCAAGAGCCAUCCGUUCAAGGACUUGUACACGGGCCGCAACGUCGCGAGGCGUGUCCUCAUCAUCUUCGUCCGUCACUUCUUCUGCGGCAACUGUCAAGAAUUUCUUCGCUCGCUUUCCGAAUCUAUCACCCCGGAUGCUCUGCUCGGCCUCCCCAUGAGCACCUUCAUCGCCGUGGUAGGCUGCGGCAACCCAGGCUUGAUAGAUAUGUACCUCCAAGAGACGGGAUGCCCUUUCCCCGUCUACACAGACCCUACGCGGCGUCUGUUCGAGAAACUGGGCAUGACCCGUACUCUUGCCCUGGGCGAACGGCCAGCUUACAUGCGCAAGUCGAUGCUGAAGUCAGCCGCCGAGAGCGUCUUUCAGGGUCUGAAGCAGGUGAAGGCUGGGUUGGCCACCAAGUCCGGUGACCACAGACAAGUUGGCGGGGAGUUUCUCUUCGAGCCCGUGGAGCUGAUGAGCCCCGUCGGUACGCCCUUCGUCGAACGUCAGAUGGAGAAGGCAUUGCAAAACUCGCAAAAGGAAGACAUCAGCCAAGAGGGUAUCGACGGAGAGGGCGGCGAUGAGGGCACGUUUGAGGCCGAAGAGAAGAAGGUCACCUGGUGUCAUCGCAUGCGGUCCACUCGAGACCACGCAGAGAUACCCGAGUUGAUGGAAGUGCUGGGCUUGACGGGCACAGGAAAGCCCAUCGAGGAUAACAAGAGGUGGUCGAGGGCGCUCGAGCAAAGAAAAGGCACCGGCCUGAGUUUGGCGAGCCAAAUGAGCAGACUGAGCGACCAGCAAGAACGAGCAUAG
Messenger RNA from Colletotrichum karsti, 1266 nucleotides. RefSeq lists its product as uncharacterized. The record is from RefSeq and is a predicted model, not a curated record. NCBI's taxonomy places the organism in Eukaryota, Fungi, Ascomycota, Sordariomycetes, Glomerellales, Glomerellaceae. The coding region runs from base 1 to 1266 and encodes 421 amino acids. The transcript has 2 exons.